Quercus lobata is the source of this 2661-nucleotide messenger RNA. RefSeq lists its product as uncharacterized. The coding region runs from base 228 to 2231 and encodes 667 amino acids. The record is from RefSeq and is a predicted model, not a curated record. The transcript has 6 exons. Gene Ontology annotation, biological process: protein transport. Lineage: Eukaryota; Viridiplantae; Streptophyta; Magnoliopsida; Fagales; Fagaceae.
GGUCAUUAUCGGUAAGUACGAAAAAGUCCGUUCUCAGUUGAGAGAGUGGGUGAGUGAGUGUGUGUGAGAGGCGGAGUUUUUUUAAAAAAGCGCUUUGACGCAUUUUGGGCUUAUCGCUCUCUCUCUUUUCUUAACCUGUUCACUACGAAGAGCAUUUCGUUAAUGGUGGAUCUUACUCACUGAGUCGAAUCGUUCACUGAGCCGAAGCGAGUACGAGAUCGACAACAAUGUUGGACGGACUUCUCGGCCGAGGCUUUGCCUCCAAAUGUAAGUCGUUGAUUAAACUGACGAAGACUCGGAUCGAUGUGAUACGGAGGAAGAGAAAGGCGACUGAGAAGUUUUUGAAGAAAGAUGUGGCUGAUUUGCUUGCGAAUGGCCUCGAUAUCAAUGCUUAUGGAAGAGCUGAUGGACUUCUAGCGGAAUUGAUGCUUUCAUCAUGUUAUGAUUUCGUUGAGCACUCGUGUGAUUUCGUAUUGAAGCAUCUUUCCAUAAUGGAAAAACAGAGUGAAUGCCCUGAGGAAUGUAGGGAAGCUGUGUCAUCCCUGAUGUUUUCUGCUGCAAGAUUUUCAGAUUUGCCAGAAUUACGUGAUCUCAGGCAAAUGUUUCAAGAGAGAUAUGGGAAUUCCCUGGAAUUAUUUGUGAAUCAAGAGUUUGUAACACAUUUAACUUCAAAGCCAACUACAUUGGAGAAGAAAGUUAAGUUAAUGCAAGAUAUAGCACGGGAGUUUUCAAUAAAGUGGGAUGCUGGGGCUUUUGAAAAGAGGAUGUCUAAACCCCCCACAUAUGUACAGAACCAACCUAAAACUUAUGGGUCUUUCAAUGUCGUUGAUGAAAAAACCAAAUCAUCCAGUGGUAUGAAGACAGUCUCAAGAGGAGAGAAGGAUGAUUUUUUAUAUAAAGAAAGACUUGACCUUAAUUAUGAUGGGCAUAAAUUAUGCAAUGGCAAAGAGGGUAGUUUAUCAAAAAGAGAAGAACUAGACCUUCCAUCUAGACGUGAACUCUCUGGCAAGGGAUACAAGGCACUCAAUGGCAGAGAAGAAACUAUCCUGAAAAAGGAUGGUCAUGACACGCCAUUCGAAGGAAGGCAGGAGAUUGCUGAUGACAAGCAUGAAGAACGUAAUUGGAUGGGAGAUGCCACCCCAAAGCCAGUUAGAUCUAGCAGUUCAUCUCGGGGGAAAAGAGUAGAAUGCAUUGAUGGUGGAUCCUGUUUGCUUAAUGGUAGGGAGAAUACUGCCCUUGAAAGAGACUACCCAGGAUCAUUACUUAAAGGAAAGCCAGAAAUUACUUCUAGCUGUGCUGGACUGCAGUCGAAGAGCAAUGUUAAAGAACCAUUUGCAGGUAAUAAUCAUGCUGGUCAACUUGAUGAUACAAGCUCAGUGAGGAAAGUUGAACGGAAUGAAAUAAAUAAGGUGAAGCCCUAUCACAAUAGCGGCAUCCCUCCUCCUUAUGUUAAGUCCAAUGUUAAAACAAAGGCUAGCAGAUCUGGGUUCGAUUCAGGAUCCUCAUUGUCUAGUUUGGACAAUGAUGCCCUUGUAGACCAUUCAAUGCACAAGAGAGGCAAUGCUGGUAAUACUUCAGGAAGGAUCCAAUCAGGUUCUGAUUAUUCUGACUAUGAGAGGCAGGUUGUCAGAUCUGCAAGUGUGAGUGAUCAUGGUCAAGAGAAAGAUCUUUAUCAGGAUAAUACAACUGGUAACCCCUUACCAAAAUCAAAAUCAUCCAGGAGGAGACACUUAAAAUCACAUUCCCAUCACGAUGAUGCUGGCUACUUUGAAGAUGCAGGAGUUGUUACAAGAAAAUCAAGAAGCAGGAGAAGGGAUGACUCGAGACGUGGCUUGCAAAUUUUGUUUGAUGAUGAGCACUAUCAGAAUGAGGCAGAAGAAAGGAUAUUGGAUAAAUUGCUGAUGCAGUAUAGCAAGAAACCAUCGUCCUAUGAACCAGGGAGGAUGAGAAGAAAGUCUAAACCUCAUCAUGCACAUCACAUGGGCAAUAAUGCAGAUGGAUUCCCACAGAAUAGCAAAGAUGGGGCUGAGGAGAAGUCAGAGGUUGUUCCUUCUCCAGCCCGGUCAGUUUCUCUUCCUCAUAAACAUACAGGUCCAUCAGAGGCAACCAAAGUUUUUUCCCGUGCUGCUUCUUUUCAGCCAGAUAGGUCAAAUCCAGCUCGGCAUGUGCAUCCUAAGUUGCCAAACUAUGAAGAUUUGGCUGCCAAGUUUGCGGCCAUGAGAGGAAGUUAAAAGGCUUGAGCAAUCAGUUACGAGUAUAAUUGCAACCAUUCUAAACUUCUUGCAUUUGUUUGCCUGAGUGGAUCACUGUUUUGGAAGAAAAUUAGCAUGGUUUACUCUCAUUACAAAUAGCUUGACUUACACUUGCAUUGUCUGCGUUUGGUAUGGCUCUACAUGUGUCUAGGGCUGGCAUUACUAUUUUCUUCAAUCCAUGGAGAAUGACAUCUAAAGGUUAUAUUCUAAAUUUCAAUACAGUUCCCAGACCCAUUGGUUGUGAGAGUUGUAACAAUGCAUGUAGCUUUAAUUGAUAAAGGGUUCCAUAUAUAGAAUUUAAAGAGUGAGAUUGCAUAUUGUAUUGUUCUUUGAACAAUAAAACAAGGGGUAUUAGAGUUCCACUGUCAAAGAUGAACACUUUUCGUGGUAAUUGACUACAGUUUUAGUU